Messenger RNA from Neodiprion virginianus, 3246 nucleotides. It is a transcript of the gene DNaseII, whose product is annotated as deoxyribonuclease-2-alpha. The transcript has 8 exons. The record is from RefSeq and is a predicted model, not a curated record. Gene Ontology annotation, molecular function: deoxyribonuclease II activity. Gene Ontology annotation, biological process: apoptotic DNA fragmentation. Lineage: Eukaryota; Metazoa; Arthropoda; Insecta; Hymenoptera; Diprionidae. Bases 488 to 1642 code for a protein of 384 amino acids.
ACCGGUUCGUCGAUUAAGUUUGUCUCUCUGUCCUUCGAAGAAUUUUAUUUCGUACAGUAAUUUAAUCGAGACAGCAUUAAUUUUAUUAUACAGUUGAGUCAAAAAUAUCUGUACAUUUCAUUACACGUAGUGGAUUCGAUUUAACCGUAGACCAGACUACGUUACGAGACCGACAUAAUAUCAGCGAUAAAUUCAAAGAUACAACCAUUAGCGAUUAAAACGAUGGCCUAUCGACUAGAGUGACGCGACUAGUGUUUUGAGAUAUUAUAAUAUGUAUAUCUCAUGUGUCUAAUGGAAUGAGGUCGUGAGCGGCAAACAUAAAUAUUUUGAUGACAAAAGACAGGGUCGCACAUAAGCUUCUAACGACCACGCGUUAAUACACAACGGUGGUUGGCAGUGUCUUUCAGUAACCGAACGGGCAGUUCCAGUGGAUAACUGCCGUAAUUAUAGCACCAAAAUCGUUUCUUCGGAAACAUUAGACAUCGAUAUGUUGAUGCGAACGUGUGUCGUGUUCUUCGUUUUUAUUGUCAGUAAACUUUUAAUCGGAGUAAACACGCAGUUGCAAUGUAAGGAUGAAAGAAAUCUGCCAGUGGACUGGUUUGUUAUGUACAAACUUCCCAAAAUAUCGCAAAGUAGCAACGAUUUAAUAAGGAAAGGUCUGGCAUAUGUUUACAUGACAAGUAAUACGAUAAUCGAUGGGUGGAAAUUAUCCAAAAAAUCGAUCGGAUUAGAAUCCUCGAUUCCCGGCCGAACUUUAGAACCUUUGUAUCACCAAAACAACUCAAUUCUUUGGACUUUAUAUAACGACCACGCGCCCAAUAAGACUGCUACGGUAAAGUAUGGGCAUUCCAAAGGUGUAGUGAUAGCAGACACCCACCAAGGUUUCUGGUUGAUUCACAGUGUGCCUCGAUAUCCUCCAGCACCCGAUCAUGGCACUGAGCCUCCACUAAGAGCUCGCAAAGAAAGAUCUGUGGAUGUAAAAUCACUUUCAGAUGCAGGUUACAGCUAUCCUAAAACUGGACAACUGUAUGGACAAAGCUUCUUGUGCAUUUCUGUAGAUAAAGAUCAGUUUGAUCUUAUAGGCAUGCAAUUGAUGUACAAUGAAAUUAUUACAUACAAGAAUAAUUUGCCAGAAGACCUUACUCAGCAAUACCCGGUUCUGACAAAAGCAGCUAACAGGAUUCGCAUCAAAAAUGCUCCGUACAACCAUAAAACAUCAAUUCAGUCUUUGAGUGGAACUGAAUUUAUAUCAUUUGCCAAAAGUGACAAGUGGGAAAAGGACCUGUAUGAUGAAUUUGUUGCACCGCAACUUGGAGCAGAUCUUUUGGCUGAGACAUGGGUACAUGGUCCUGGCAUAUUGCCAUCAGAUUGUAGUGGUACAAAAGUGAUGAACAUCAAGUCCAUUAAUUUUCCCGAGGCAAAUGUGAUGUUUACAUCAUUACAGGAUCAUUCAAAAUGGGCUGUAUCUAAUAGUGCUAACAAAAAUCACAAUUGGGUAUGCAUAGGUGACAUUAACAGAGCUAGUUCACAAUUGGAGCGAGGGGGUGGAACGGUGUGCUUAAAUUCACAGAAUUUAUGGACAAGUUAUCGUCAUAUUGUAAACGACGUGGAAGCAUGCCCCAAAAAAUGGUCUCGUUUCUAGAACUCGAUAUCUAGAUUAAUUUAAGAAAUAGAUAUAAUUUUGACUUACAGUAUUACUUCCAAAUAAGGCCGCUCGAAGGCGGUGAGGGGAAUAUGAUUCUUAGAAGUUACUUCCCCUACCAAUAUGUCGAGCCAUGACUUGACUCAGCUGGCUUUACCUCUGAAUAGGAGUGCGUGUCUCUUUACAUAUGUAAAUAUCUAAACACUCAUUAACAGAAAUAUAUAGUGACGAAAGCGCUCGAGCAAAGAUUACGAGAAGUAGCUCUAUUCAGAAGGGCCAUAUUCGGAGGAAAUACUGUAUUUAACUUACUAAAUCUACCUCUGGUCAAAUUCAGUAAAAAAUGCAUGUAUCACAGCGUCAUUAAUGAAUGAAAUUGGAGUCGGACCAUAUUAUUUUCCAGGUUGUAGGCGAAUCUCAAAUCAGUACGAAACUUUUGUGGUAAAAAGUAAGUCAAUAACACAUUUAUGUCUAGACAAUAGUAUUCAAGAUUAGUAUAUAAUGAUUUAAUAUUACUUCUGCAUACCUGCAUUUGAGAAAUAAAUAUUAUAGAAUAAAAAAAUUACUGAAAAACCGUUCUUUCAUACCAUUGACAGUUUACACCAUGUCCACAGUUACCUCACAUCGUGAUCACGUCGUGGUCACAUCAAAAGAUUAGAUUUAAUCCUUUUCACAUAUCCGGGAAAAAAAAUGAUAAGACCAUUGCGUCGCUUGCUGUUUCUCCUUCAAGGUAAUUCGAAUUACGAAAGCCCUGGUGGUCAUCGCUGCUGCUACUAGAAAAUGUGUACGGUUAACUUCGAAUCACUGUUGUCACGAGUACAUUUACUCGAAACAUAUGGCACUAGCAAAAGUUUACAUCAUAACAGAACAUUGUUUUAACGUAAUCCAUUGAAUAAUUUAGUUAUAAUGGAGUCAUCAUGAUAAAAAUGAUGAAAAACCGUCAAAAACCACAUCUAUCGGAUCCACGACGGUCUAACGUAAUAUUCAAUCUACCCCCACCACUGAGCUCGACCGUUAACAUUGCACUUAUGGGAUCAAGGCAUCCAUCUCUAAUUUAGUAUCCUUGUACCGAGUCAACAUGGUUGAGGAAAUGAGAGCAAAGCUUUCAUUGCUACAUCCAAUGCAUAGCCUCAACAACAGAGGUCGAAACAGUGUAGGAUCACAAACUGAAACCAAUGUGGUAAUUGCAAAAAAUGGAUCCAAGAUAACCAAGCGAGCUCCUCCCGAAGCUCCCAAGGGAAAGUUUCCAUGUCGCAUCGGAACCUGUGUAGAAACAUUGCCACAUGGUCGAAUGAUUCCACACAUUCGUUUUUAUCACAAAAAUAAAUUUCAUGAGGUGAUAACCGAUAACAGUGUGUUUUACUUGUUCCAGUUGCAAUUUUUGCUUAAUUUAGAUAAUGAGAUGCCACAAUAGUUUUACAAUUUGAAUGUUGAAAAUCAAUGAAAUUUUAAGUCAAAAAUAUGUGCUACGGAUUUGAAUAUGCAUUACCAAUUGUCAUAGGUCUUUUUAAUCAAGAUCUGGAAAAUAUUUUUCUAGUUUUCUUAAUUCUAAAAUACUUAUGUAAUGUUGAGAAAUAAUAUAUUAAAUUAGACAUAAGAAUUAGUAA